AUGCCAUCCCACGAUUGCAUUGGAGCAAUAGAUGGUACUCAUGUCACUGCCAGAGUGCCGUGCUCACAAGCUGUAGCAUAUAGAGGGAGGAAGCACUACACAAGACAGAAUGUGCUAGCUGCUGUUGACUUCGAUCUGAAGUUCACAUAUGUGCUGGCUGGCUGGGAAGGAUCAACACAUGAUGCUAACAUUCUCAGUGACAGCAUGAGUCGUCAUGAUGGCAUCAACAUCCCCGAUGGCGAGUUCUACCUUGGAGAUGCUGGCUAUACAUGUCGGCCAGGUGUUCUUCCACCCUUCAGAAAAACCAGGUAUCAUCUGAAAGAGUUUACUGAUAGGAACUAUCCUAGGACUCAUCAGGAACUGUUCAUUCUCAGACACUCCAGCCUUAGAGUGACUAUUGAGAGGGCCUUUGGAGCUCUGAAGAACAUGUUUAAGAUCCUAGAUCAGAAGCCAUUCCAUCCUUACCCUACCCAGGUGAAGCUUGUUCUUGCAUGUUGCAUCAUUCAUAACUGGAUCCUGCAAUGGGGGGUUCAUGAAUUUGUGCCAGAGGAGGAAGAUGUCACUCCUGAUGGGGUGAUCAGCUCCGGCCAUGGUGUGGAGGCGUUCGACAAUGAAGCGUGUAAGAUCAAAAGGUUGGAGUGGGCUCAGGCAAUAAGGGAUAACAGAGGUCAGGCAAGGAUCUGA
Molecule: messenger RNA, 684 nt
Organism: Aegilops tauschii subsp. strangulata
Lineage: Eukaryota; Viridiplantae; Streptophyta; Magnoliopsida; Poales; Poaceae
Source: RefSeq, a predicted model, not a curated record